UGUUGACUGUUCAAGGUUACGCGGCAGCGUUUGAUUUUGUUCAGAAAAAUCCUUGCUUAUCUAUAUUUACACAUUGUUGUUUUAUCAUUCUGAUGUAACAGUAAUAAUCUAUCUAUCGCAAACCCAUUCUGAAACGAUUAAUACGUAUUAAGUAUUACGAAUAGGUUGUGUCUUGUUAUCAUUACAGUGUGCACCGGCGUGUAACUUUAAAAAUGGUGAAAGCUGUGGCAGUGUUGACCAUCAGUGACACCUGCUUCAAAGACAACUCCAAGGACACAUCCGGGCCUGCACUAGCUGGUUUUGCAAAGGAUUUAUUUCCCAAGGCCAACCUGCACAAAAUCAUCAUCCCGGAUGAAAGGGAGAUCAUUGAAAAAGAGCUUAAGUACUUCUGUGAUGAAGCCCACGUAAACCUAGUUUUAACAACAGGUGGGACGGGGUUUGGCUCUAGAGACAUGACCCCUGAGGCUGCUAAGGCCGUGAUCCAUAGAGACGCACCGGCUAUUACAGCUGCUAUAACUCAGGCGAGUCUAGAGAAGACUCCAAUGGCAAUGCUGUCAAGAGCAGUAGCUGGUAUAAGAGACAGGACUUUAAUCAUUAAUUUUCCAGGCAGCAAAAAGGCGGUUACUGAAUGUUUUGCAGUUGUAAAACCUGUUUUAAGCCAUGCUUUAGCUUUGAUCAAUGAUGAGUUACAGGAAGUAAGAACUAUCCAUGACUCCAUGCAGUUCAAUUCCUGUCCUGGUGGGCAUAGAACUAGUAAUGUGGAGUUGGGUAAAGUAGCAUUCAGAGCCCGGGAAUCCCCAUUCCCAAUGUUAGAAAUGAAGGAGGCUUUUCAAAUUGUGGACAAUGUUAUGCGGGGGUGGGAUCAUUCUUUGGAGAUAGUUCCAAUUGAGCAGGCUCUGGGCAGAGUGGUGGCUGAGUCUUUGUGUACUAAGGAACCUAUGCCACCAUUCCCUGCAUCAGUUAAAGAUGGUUACGCAGUUCUGAGUUGUGACGGGGCCGGCGUUCGCACGGUGCGCGCGGCGCUGACGGCAGGCGACGCGCCAACGGUGCCGUUAGCCCCCGGACAGUGCGCGCGCGUCAACACCGGCGCGGCGUUGCCCGCCGGAGCGGAUGCUGUCGUACAGGUGGAAGACACUCAAUUAAUAUCAGCAUCAGAAGACGGUGAUACGGAGUUGGAAGUGGAAAUCAUGGCGGCGCCGACAGCGGGCCAAGACGUGCGGCCAAUCGGCUUCGACAUACCCAUGGGAGGUGAACUGGUCAAGAAAGGAUCAGUUCUGGACGCGGGGCACAUUGGCGUCCUGGCGGGAGCCGGUCACCUGAACAUUACUGUCAAAGGACACCCGAAGGUGGCGCUCCUGUCGACGGGCAAUGAACUGCAGGAACCCUCGGAUGCGAAACUGAAACCAGCGCACAUCAGGGAUUCCAACAGAACUAUGCUUAGGGUUCUACUCAGAGAACACGGUUACGACACCAUCGACUGCGGCAUCGCGAAGGACGAGCCAGCGCAGCUGGCGAGCGCACUAGCGAACGCCAUGGCUCGCGCGGACUUGCUCGUUUGCUCGGGCGGCGUUUCCAUGGGCGAGCGGGAUCUGCUGAAGCCGGUGCUCCUAAAUGACUUCGGUGCGACGCUGCAUUUCGGGCGCGUGCGCAUGAAGCCGGGCAAGCCGAGCACCUUCGCUACCUGUCAGUUCAACGGACGCACCAAGUACAUCUUCGCGCUGCCCGGUAACCCAGUGUCAGCGUAUGUGUGUUGCCUGCUGUUCGUGAUUCGAGCUCUCAAGGUGUGCAGCGGCCGCAACCCCGAGUGGCCGCGACUGCGCGUGCGAUUGUCGCACGCCGCCAAGCUCGACCCACGGCCCGAGUACGCCCGCGCCACGCUCUCCUACUUCGCCGACAAUGAUUUACCCACCGCCACGCUGCUCGGCAGCCAGUGCAGCAGCAGACUGCUAAGCUUGUGCGGCGCGGGCGUGCUGCUGGAGCUGCCGGGCGCCUCGCACGCCGCCACGCAGCUGCCCGCCGGCACCGCGCUGUCCGCGCUCGUCAUCGCCCGCCUCUGCCUGCUUUAGAUACCGACACCAACCUAUUCUGCCAUUCAAUAAUACACUAACAAAUUGAACAGGCAGAACUAUGACCCGGUUGCACCAACCACAUUUACCAGACUGAUCGACGUCACUCAGCAGUAAACUAUGAAACUUCCCAUUCAAUAAAAAUUUAACAAACGUUUUAGCGGUGACAGGCGGUUUGAUGCAACUGGCUAAAUUUUGUUUUUUAGCAUUAGGAAAAGACGCUUUUAAAAUAAUAAUAACUAUUACUUAAGUAACCAAAAGAAUGUAAAUGAUCGACUAUAAUUUUUUUACAUAAACUGCUGUGACUUAUUUUUCAAUUCAGACACGUCACAAUUGUUUAACUACCCUUUUUCUAACGCUAAAAAAACGAAAAUAAGAUCUGACUAAACGAUUUCCACCACUAAAGAGGCGCGAAAUUUUAAUUCUUAUGAGCUGAAUAUAUUUCACAAGAAAGUGACCUUUCUUAGUGGAUAAAUGGUGGAUCUAGUGACAUGCUUGAGCGUGUUUUCAACCAAUUAGGUAGAAGUUAGGAGCGUAAGCCUUAUUCUAGGUUAAUGGUCUUCAAUGAGCAUGUGACGUGUAUUUUAAGGUAAAUAAUUAUAAAAUCAUAAAACAGUUGCUUCUAAAACUUUUAUAGUAUUCAUUUUAGAAUGUAGUAAGAACGAACAUGCUGUGAAAGAGAUGUUAUGACAUAUCUUGUUAAAACAAAAAUACUUAAAUACUUUAUUUUUUGGAUCUGGACUGGCUGUUAGAAAGGUAAAAAUAUCGGCUUAGAACCCGUAAAUUAUUUAUAGUUAGCUAAUCAAAAAUAUAUACAGAUGUAGUGCAUAUUUAUUUUCCAUCGUUCUUUCACCAACAUACGAACGUGUCUUGCUAUUUCAGUCAGUCUCGGUAUAAAAAGUACUGAGGUGGACUGAAGUAGCAUGACAAAUACGAAUGUUUCCGAGAAAAUACGAUAGAAAACCAUUAUCAUUAUUUUUCAUUAUGCACUACAUCUGUAUCUGUACUGUAUCAUAACAUAUACUAAUUUAGGAAUAGUCCUAAAUUAGUAUCGUAUCGUCCUGUGUUGUGUAUAUGUACUUACGGUGCGUUAGAUUUAGAUAAGUAACCAAU
Cydia strobilella is the source of this 3179-nucleotide messenger RNA. It is a transcript of the gene cin, whose product is annotated as gephyrin. Gene Ontology annotation, molecular function: molybdopterin molybdotransferase activity. NCBI's taxonomy places the organism in Eukaryota, Metazoa, Arthropoda, Insecta, Lepidoptera, Tortricidae. Gene Ontology annotation, biological process: gamma-aminobutyric acid receptor clustering; postsynaptic neurotransmitter receptor diffusion trapping; glycine receptor clustering. The record is from RefSeq and is a predicted model, not a curated record. Gene Ontology annotation, cellular component: dendrite; postsynaptic membrane; cytosol. The transcript is spliced from 11 exons. The coding region runs from base 213 to 2066 and encodes 617 amino acids.